AAAGCGGUUAUUGAAGAUCAAGGUUUUCAUUAAAUUGGAGGCCAUGAUACUACUUACACGCAGAAGAUAACAAAUAUGCUUCUGACAAAAAUUAUGAAGUUUUUUAUAUUAGUUGCAACAUGUGAAGCUAUGACGAUGAAACAGAUCAAGAAUACCGGUAAGAUGAUGAGAAAAACGUGCCAACCUAAGAAUAAUGCCGAAGAUGAGAAAAUCGACCCGAUUUCCGACGGUGUCUUCAUUGACGAGAAAGAAGUAAAGUGCUACAUGGCUUGCAUUAUGAAAAUGGCUAACACGAUAAAAAAUGGCAAAUUAAAUUAUGAUGCAGCUAUGAAACAGGCCGAUUUAUUGUUUCCUGAUGAUAUAAAGGAACCUGCUAAGGAAGCCAUUACUGCUUGCAGAAAAGUUGCGGAUGCCCAUAAAGACAUUUGCGAUGCGUCAUUUCACGUAACUAAGUGCAUCUACAAUCACAAUCCUGGUAUAUUUUACUUUCCUUGAUAUUUAAAUUUACUUACUUUGUACCUUAGAUCUCGUAAUGAAAUAAAACUUUUACGUAAGACUAAA
Molecule: messenger RNA, 561 nt
Organism: Spodoptera litura
Lineage: Eukaryota; Metazoa; Arthropoda; Insecta; Lepidoptera; Noctuidae
Product: general odorant-binding protein 72
Biological process (GO): sensory perception of smell; olfactory behavior
Cellular component (GO): extracellular region
Molecular function (GO): odorant binding; dibutyl phthalate binding
Source: RefSeq, a predicted model, not a curated record